Molecule: messenger RNA, 2726 nt
Organism: Cherax quadricarinatus
Lineage: Eukaryota; Metazoa; Arthropoda; Malacostraca; Decapoda; Parastacidae
Source: RefSeq, a predicted model, not a curated record
CGCUGUGACAGGUGCUGGAGGAGCUAGAAGACCUUCUAAAACAGGUGUCGGAGCCGAGGAUAUAAAGCCAGGUAGUGACAGGUGUCACCCUCACUCAGCCAUCUGUACAGAUGAGGUCGUUGCGUCUGCUGCUUUUGGCACUGGUGGUGGCCAUGCAGGAUGUGAGUAGUGUGUGGCCAUGGUGCCCGGACGGCUGGAUACAUUACGAGUCUAUCUGUGUGUGGGUGAGCUCUGAGAAGACCGUCUGGUGGAAGGCUUGGGACAACUGCACAGCUCUCGGCAGUCACCUGGCCUUCAUUGAAACUGAGGCCGAGAGUAACACUCUAACAGGAAUAUUCGUAGCCCUGGACAUUGAGUCAGUGUGGAUUGGACUGAACGAUCUGAAUGUCGAGGGAAGCUUUGUCUGGGCUGACCAGGAACCUGUAACGUAUACCAAUUACUUCGUCGGAGAGCCAAACCGGAACGGGUCAGGUAGAGAGGAGCGCUGCGUAGCCAUCAGGAAGGACUAUGGCUAUAAGUGGAGUGACGAGUACUGCUUUGAUGAGAGACAAUUCAUCUGCCGCAUGGAUAUCUAGGACCAUCUGAGGACCACCUGAGGACCACCUGGAGGACCACCUGAGGACCACCUGAGGACCACCUGAGGACCACCUGAGGACCACCUGAGGACCAUCUGAGGACCAUCUGAGGACCAUCUGAGGACCACCUGAGGACCCUCUGGAGGACCACCUGAGGACCAUCUGAGGACCACCUGAGGACCACCUGAGGACCACCUGAAAACCACCUGAGGACCACCUGAAGACCAUCUAAGGACCACCUAAAGACCACCUGAGGACCAUCUGAGGACCAUCUAAGGACCACCUAAAGACCACCUGAGGACCAUCUGAGGACCACCUGAGGAUCAUCUGAGGACCACCUGAAGACCACCUGAGGAUCGCCUGAGGAUCACCUGAAGACCACCUGAGGACCACCUGAGGACCACCUGAGGGCCACUUGACGACAGCCUUGAAGACAGUCUUGAAGACCAUCUAAAGACCAUCUAAGAACUACCUGGCAGUUUUAGAACCUCCUAAAGGAUACCCGACAACUUUUUCAAGACUACACGAUGAGUAUCUGAAGACCCGAAGACCACAGUGGCCCUCGGUCUACUAUGAACACCAAUACACCUUCCUAAUUAUCAUAGAGGGCACGAAUUAGAGUCCAUAGUGUGUACGAAACAGAGGUCAAAGUGUGCACGAAAUAGAGUACAUUGUGUGCACGAAACAGAGUCCAUAGUGUACACGAAACAGAGUCCAUAGUGUGCACGAAACAGAGUUCAAAGUGUGCAAGAUACAGAGUCCAUAGUGUGCACGAAAUAAAGUACAGUGUGUGUACUAAAUAGAGUCCAUAGUGUGCAAGAAACAGAGUUCAUUGCGUGCACAAAACAAAGUCCAUAAUGUGCACGAAAUAGAGUCCAUUGUGUGCACUAAUAUAGUCCAUAGUGUACACGAAACAGAGUCCAUAGUGCGCACGAAAUAGAGUAUAUUGUGUGCAAGAAACAGAGUCAAUAGUGUGCACGAAAUAGUCCAUAGCGUGCACGAAAUAGUCCAUAGCGUGCACGAAAAAAUACGAAACCGCAAUGUGCACGUAAAUGGUAUGAGGAACCACAAGACGCCACGCACGUAAUGCACGACCCCGCUACAUGCACGUAUAUGGUGUGACUCACGUUAUGCACGUAAAGUUUGCGAGCAAUCAGAUGCACGGAGAAAGAUGCGACCCACUACAUGCACGGAGAUGUGACCCAACACGUGCACGGAGAUGUGACCCAACACGUGCACGGACAUGUGACCAAACACAUUCACAAUGUGACCAACACAUGCACAAUGUGACCCAGCACAGGCACAGAGAUGUAAUAUAACACAUGCGCAGUGUGACCCAACACGUGCACAAUGCGACCCAACACAUGCACAAUGUGACCCAGCACAGGCACAGAGAUGUAAUAUAACACAUGCGCAGUGUGACCCAACACAUGCACAAUGCGACCCAACACAUGCACAGUGUGACCCAACACGUGCACAAUGUGACCCAACACAUGCGCAGUGUGACCCAACACGUGCACAAUGCGACCCAACACAUGCAGUGUGACCCAACACGUGCACAAUGUGACCCAACACAUGCACAGUGUGACCCAACACAUGUGAAGUGUGACUCAACGCAUGCACAAUGUGACACAACACAUGCACAAUGUGACACAACACAUGCACAAUGUGACACAACACAUGCACAAUGUGACACAACACACGCACAAUGUGACACAACACAUGCCCAAUGUGACACAACACAUGCACAAUGUGACACAACACAUGCACAAUGUGACACAACACAUGCACAAUGUGACACAACACAUGCACAAUGUGACCCAACACAUGCACAGUGUGACCCAACACAUGUGAAGUGUGACUCAACGCAUGCACAAUGUGACACAACACAUGCACAAUGUGACACAACACAUGCACAAUGUGACACAACACAUGCACAAUGUGACACAACACAUGCACAAUGUGACACAACACAUGCACAAUGUGACACAACACAUGCACAAUGUGACACAACACAUGCACGGAGAUGCGGAUGUAAAGGCUAUAAACAACACACCAUUUAACCUCCUAGAACACUAUUAUUAUUAUUAUUAUUAUUAUUAUUAUUAUUAUUAUUAUUAUUAUUAUUAUUAUUAUUAUUAUUAUUAUUAU